GCUUGUCUUUAGGGACCAACCCUGCAGCUCAGUCUGGGGGGUUUUUGUGCCUUUCGGUGGUGAAGAAGAGGCAGCCUAGUUCCUGAAUAGCAGGAAAUGACAGCCCAUGAUCUGACUGAACCUAGAUCUUUGUGGUGAUGGUGACCUGUUCAAGUAAAGCCAGUGAGACUUUGAUUGAGGUAGUUAAUGAGUAACUAGAAGAGGUGCAACCUUCAGCAGACAUUUGCUCAGCUCCUGCUGUAUGACUCGUACAGUGACCAGAAGUAGAGAUCUUUGAGUUUGUUUAUCAAACUAACUGGACUGGACGACAAGAGUCUGUGGAGGAUUUAAUUUUUCUUGCAUUAAGCGGAUUUUUGUUGGUUGAGACUGAAAACAGAGCUGCUAUGGCCGACAUGAACCCUCAGCCUCCAGCCACCGGCUCAAACACUAAGUUUGACCAAGUGCAAGGUCAGGUGAACGAGGUUAAAGUUAUCCUGAAAGACAACAUCAACAAAGUGCUGGAGAGGGGCGACCGACUAGAUGAUCUCAUCGGCAAGACUGACGACCUGCAGGCAUCUGCGGACUCAUUCCAAAGGACGUCCACAAGGGUUGCCAGGAAAUACUGGUGGAAAAACAUCAAAAUGAUGAUUAUAAUCGGGGUGGUGGUGCUGAUCAUCCUCAUCCUCAUCAUUCUCGCUGCCACAAACGUGAUAUAAAUCCCAUCUUUGCCCACUCAGGACUGAAAGUCAUGAAGAUGACGCUCAACCACAGGCGAUUAAUUGCACUCAAGUGAUCAUUUCAGAUCAGAGAGGAGACGUUGUAUAUUUCAGGAUCAAAAUGAGCAUAUAAUUUCGAAGGGAAAACAACUAUUGAUCAGGUCACUCUGUGGUGACGUAAUGCAAAGACAAAAUUCAGAGCAGCAGAGAUUAAAUUUGCUAUGAAGCUGACUGAAAUACUUCUUUAACACUCCAACUGUCAUUCACGUGUGACGCAACACCACUUUGUUAAUGGAACACAAAUCCAAAUGAGUGUUUAUUAUUUUAUUUGUUUCAUUUUUUUUAAUGUCGAAUACACUGUAUAUAUAUAUAUGCUGUAUGUUUAUGACCGUCAAACAAUGUAAUAACAAAAUGUAUUUUAUGACUGAUGACUAUGAUAAAGAGGAUAAAUGGUGACAA
This is a messenger RNA of Stegastes partitus (bicolor damselfish), 1154 nucleotides long. Its product is annotated as vesicle-associated membrane protein 8. Lineage: Eukaryota; Metazoa; Chordata; Actinopteri; Pomacentridae. Gene Ontology annotation, cellular component: membrane. Gene Ontology annotation, biological process: vesicle-mediated transport. The transcript has 3 exons. Bases 384 to 695 code for a protein of 103 amino acids. The record is from RefSeq and is a predicted model, not a curated record.